CGAGACACUUUUCGUGGCUGGGCACAUGGGCGGUCCAUGGAACUCCAAUCAGAAAAUUACGGGACUGAGGCUCGACGGCAGAGGACGGCUUCUGCUAUGCUUUGCUCUGCCCACCGACGGAGCUCGUGUUCCGACACAUCGUCGGCCAGUAACAAUUAGUCACACACACGCGCUCACAAACAAGGCACCGCGACGUGUCCAAAACCUGUUACCACUAUCGACACGUUUUCGGCUCGAACAUGUGCCCGAGCUCCAUCGAGCCCGCGAAUAAACUCGUCCAAAAUCACGCCACAUGGAGCACAAUUACUCCGACCGACGGUUUGUUAUCGAUGGGGUAAAAGAAAGAAUUUGCUUCUAGAGCUCUUCACGAAACUGCUCAUGGCUUCGAGCUGAUCGACAUUCGAGACAGACACGCAAACCGCAUCUUUUCCCACACCUUGGACGGACUUUGCUGCAACGAGGGAGGGAGGGACGGGGCUGGUGCCCGCGAUCGGUGGUGAGCUUGAGGUGAUUCUCGAGCUGGCGUGCUGGCGCUUGACGGAAAUAUGAGUACGAGGAGGAUUCAAGCAUCGUAUCAUCCGUAGAGUGACGGAGCUCAGAGCCUUGGGACGUAGGAAACACAAACCGUCGAGAGCGAGGGGAGCAGAGGGAGGGAGGGAGGGAAGGAAGGAGGAAGGCAGGGAGGCGCAUGAGAUCAGAAGUCAGCCACCAGCUGAGGAAUGCACUGCAGAGCAGAAGGACGCACAAACUGGAGAAUCUCUGAAUUGGUCGACGCAUACGUAGACGACGUCCAUGCAAGGCAGGAGAGGGGUGGGGAGCCAACUGCCUGCGCUGUCGAGUUGAGUUGACCGUCCAGGGGUCUGAGAGUCUAUGUUUGGUGAGGGGAGGAGGGUGUUUAGGCGAGCGGUGGACUGCGAUCGCGAAGGAUAAUCGAGACGAGCCAAGGAUAGUCGGAGAGUAAGUAGGGGCACGGAAAAGACGCUCGUCAAGCAACAGGAGGCCUGCUCUGCAACCGUGUGUCGUCCGCCAGCGUGAUUGGGCCCGAAAAUGAGCUCGUUGUUUCGGACAUGCGGUGGAUUGCCCUCAGAACAGACUGUAGAAGACAUUCUGGAUCAAGGGGGAUUGAGCUCUCACAGCUUUGCCGACUCAUUCGGUGACGGCUUUAUGGUCGCUGAUGUAGCAUCGAUGACUCCCAAAUUCGGCUGGUGGAAUGUAGUCGAUGGGGUCAUGCUCCAGCGCUUCUCGAGUAACAAACCCCAAGAUGUCUCGCAGCGGUGGUUGAGACUGGAAAAAAAAGCUGCAAAGGUGGGAAAAGGGCUUUUUAAAAAUGGGAAAGGCAAGGAACUUGUCCGUCAACAUUGGCUGGAAGCGAUAGACCCCCAGCAUCGAUAUGGACACAAUCUUCGCUUUUACUUCGAAGAAUGGCGCCACAGCAAAACCAAAGAGCCCUUUUUUUAUUGGCUGGAUUCGGGUGAAGGAAAAGAUCUGGACUUGGAGAUGUGUACCAAAGCAACUCUACAAAAUGAGCGCAUCAGAUAUCUAAGUCCUAAAGAAAGAGAGCAUUAUGAGGUAGUGGUUGAAGAGGGAAAGCUUGUAUAUAAGGAGACCAGAGAGCCCGUCAAUACCACCAAAGGGGAGAAAUGGAUCUUUGUCAUGAGCACCAGCGGCGUGCUUUAUAUUGGGAAGAAGGAAAAGGGCGCAUUGCAGCACUCAAGUUUUCUGGCUGGAGCUGCAAUAACGGCUGCAGGAAGGCUGCGAGUCAAACAUGGCAUCAUUAAGCUAGUAGAAGCACAUAGUGGACACUAUCGUCCUACUGAAGACAAUUUCAAGCAGCUUAUCACUAUCCUCUCAAGCAUUGGUGCUGAUCUAACCAGAGCCAAGAUACAGUUUUCCUCGGAGGAAAUGAUGAAGAAAUCAGACUCAUCAAAAUCCGUCGAGGUGGAGGAGAAGACAAUCCAGAUAGAUACGGACACCAUCGCUACAAAUUCACCGUCCCCGAAGUUCAAGGGAACUAAGGAUGCAAUUAAUGUACACUCAGAGGAGGAACAUGCCCAAGAGGAAGCGAUUUUGAGAGACCUUAGACGUCUGAGACUCAAUGGAACGCAUGAUAUCUAUAAACAAGAACCUUGCAUCGAUCAAGGUGAAUCUGGAAAUGAUGCAAUGUCUAGUUUAUCGAAGAGUGGUUUAUCGUUGGAACAGAAUGGAUUGGGACGUAUGAGAGGUACUUUCCCUGAACAUGGACAGCAAAGCACAUCCAGCGAGGCGGAAAGUCGAGAGCCUGCUGCACAAAGCGAAAAUUCGGUGGGUGUCGAAAAGUUCCAAUUGGAAAGGGCAUGUAGUGGUUCGGGGGAAUAUGAUCCAGACCAUGUACAAUGUCGCCGGGUGCAAGUAGUCCAAUAUGCGGCGAAGGAGCCUUCAGUGCAAGAUGAGGAGAUUGAUCGACGAGAACAUUGAAGACAUGAAUCAUGAUGAAAUACCUCCAGACCAUUCAUAAGUGGCUCACAUCCUCUUCAGCAGUAACCAUGGAGUUAACGCCUGAGGUUAUACGCGCCAAAAAAAUCUUUUUUUUCCCCGGCUGUCGGGAUAUGCUGAAUUGUCCCUGCAUCCGUAGACGAAAAAAAAGGUAAAAGCUUCAACAGGAAGAUGAGAGACUUGGAUUGGCAGUUGCUAGACUGGAAAUCAAUUCAGGUACACCUAGAACGUAUCAACUGCAAACUGCGCAGACUUUGUCUGUGUUUCGUCUGAACAAGAAUUUACAGCGGAGAUAGACGAAAGACGGUUUCAGCUCCUCAUCCAACACCCUUUCAAUUUACAUCCUAGCCUCACAUGAACGAGCCAGUGACUCAACUUCGAACCGAAGCUGGCCAUUUUUGUUCGCUCUGUACAUUGUCCUUGAGAGUCCUGAACAACUAGUUUUGUUGUGUAUCAUAGAUUACAGGCCGGCCAGUUGUACCAUCACGAUGAGAUGUAGUCAGAUCCAGGGAAUCAAGUUUCAGUUAGUUUACACUUGUAGGUCUGUAGGUAAUUUACAUGGUAGUCUCAGAUUUAAGAGUUCCCUCCGAAAGAUUUUUGAUCCAGAGCAUUUUAUUUGUCUUGUAUAAAAUGGUGUUAAAUUUUCAUUGAGUGUCAGUUUGUAUUGAGUGUUUCUCUGGAGGCUAUCCACCAAACCCCUGUACUUCUGACGGUCCGAACUUCAAG
Molecule: messenger RNA, 3198 nt
Organism: Marchantia polymorpha subsp. ruderalis
Lineage: Eukaryota; Viridiplantae; Streptophyta; Marchantiopsida; Marchantiales; Marchantiaceae
Source: the annotation of a GenBank genome assembly